AUGAAGACUGUACUCUUUGCGUUCUUGUGCUCAGGAGUUUUCAUAGUCUGUGUGGAAGGAAACGCUGUACCUCCAGUAACAAAUGAAGAUAUACUUACGGCGGUCCUGGAUAAUAAAGCACAGCUCGACAACAUAGUAUCCACUCUUUUGCCGGGCAUAGUGGCGAGUAUCGCAGGCGUUGAUGCCAAGGCUGACGCACUGCAAGCUUCUGCAGACUUUCUUCAACUCACGGUCGAUGACAUUGAUGUCAAGGCUGACGCACUGCAGACUUCUGCAAACGCAAUUCAAAUCACGGUCGAUGCCAUUGAUGUCAAGGCUGACGUACUGCAAACUUCUGCAGACGCAAUUCAAGCCACGGUCGAUGCCAUUGAUGUCAAGGCUGACGCACUGCAGACUUCUGCAGACACAAUUCAAGCCACGGUCGAUGCCACUGAUGUCAAGGCUGACGUACUGCAAACUUCUGCAGACGCAAUUCAAGCCACGGUCGAUGCCACUGAUGCCAAGGCUGACGUACUGCAAACUUCUGCAGACGCAAUUCAAGCCACGGUCGAUGCCACUGAUGCCAAGGCUGACGCACUGCAGACUUCUGCAGACGCAAUUCAAGCCACGGUCGAUGGCAUUGAUGUCAAGGCUGAUGUACUGCAGGCUUCUGCAGACGCAAUUCAAAUCACGGUCGAUGACAUUGGUGCCAAGACUGACACACUGCAGGCUUCUUCAGAUCGAAUUGAAGACAAGAUCGAUGGAAUAGACACUUCUAUAGACGCCAUUUAUCAGUGCACUGUAUCCAGUGGUUGUGACAGUCGUGAUUCUAGUAAAUAAGAUCAAAGGCAAUUGUUGUAUGUUUAAAAAGAUCACAUUAAAAAUUUCGGAUAAAUACUUUGAAACUUUAAGAAGAAGUAAUGCUAUAGGUAUUUAAUUAAGGGCUGUCAGACAGAUUAACAAGAAAGUACGCUUCACAAUAAAUCUAUAAGAAGAUCUUUUGGAAGCAUAGAACGCGACAAAGCAAACAUAAAAGCAGACUCGGUUUAAUUGAGUCUGUUCAUGAGAGGUAAUGAAAUGUGCAACAGCCCACACGCCCACUAGCACCGGCUUAAAUGGAACUCUCUAAUCCAUAAACAUUGAAUGUACUGCAUGAUCCCAAAGGACCAGAAAAUAUAACAACACACAAGCACCACUUGAUAUUUUGCCAAUAUCAUUUAAAUGACGGGACGUACAUUUUUGAAUUGCAAAUAACAAGUAUAAUGUACAUAAAUCAUAAUUUUAUUUCAUUUUACGAUGUAAUCCCGUUUUCAGUGUGUCACAAAAAACUCUUAUACUAAAAUAUUUUGUUUUUAUCAUAAAUGGAAAGGAGGUGCAAAUAUUUGUUUUAAUCUAACGCACGAAAAUGGUUCUUUCUGCAUGUUUACACGUAAAUGCAUCUUUCAUCAACUUUAUAAGACUUGCUACGCUGUUAAGUUAGUCUUUUUCACAGAGUGACAGAGACCCUUGCUUAUCUUAUACCUGUAUCAUUACUUCCCUCUUAAAUACAUACACAAGUUCUUGCCCUUGACACUUUCAUAAGAUUAGUCAUUUUAUUAAUAUGUGAAACAAUAAAAUAACAUAAAGAAAUUGUGAGACUAGUAGCCCUGCCUUAUUUAGGAAUUAUGUUUACUGUAAUUCAUUUACAGCAACGCACGAGCCCUUGCCGGGCCAGGUGUUGAAUACAAUAUACAGUUCUCGUGAUGAUGUUAGUCACAUGAUGAUGUUAGUCAGUCACGUGAUGAUGUCAGUCAUUCUCUAGAUAUUAUGUGAUAACUGAUUUUCCUUUGUAACCUUCUUCUGGGUGUACGUUCAUCAACUCAAAACAAGUUUGUAUAUGGAGACUAAGAUAAUGAAUUGUGGUAUUGGAAUAUGAAUAUACCUAAUGUAUCAAGAAUGCGAACAAUAUAUGUUACAAGACUGUAGAUUGUGUACGAACAAAAAUCGAAGACAAAGAAAAUAAUACCUAUUAGACUCUUUAUUUUAUGUUUUAACCAUGUAUGUUGUUGUUGUUUUAAAUGUGUUGCUAAUAAAACAAAUAUUUAAGUAAAUACUAGACUACUAGACAACUAGAAUAUCCGACAAGAGCAAAAACAAAACAAAAAUACUUUCGUGUUUUAGGUACAAAACAUACAUGAUUAAAUACUUUUUAUAAUUCUUAUACAAGAUUUAGGGUGUCCGCACAUUACUAAUAUGUAUUUAGAAAUGAAAUCAGGCAGACGACAUAAGCCAGGUGGAGGACGAAUGCCAUUUUUGUUCGAGAUAUCAAGAUAUAAGAGUUAUGCAUACGAAUAAAUAUUUCUGAAAAAAAAAUCCAAAUAGCCUCAAAUUUAAAGAAAUGUUCCAAUUUGAUCAUGUAUGGAUUGUAAAAUAUGAAAUAUAUAACAUAUUUUAUAUAAUCUAAAAAUUUAAACAAAAAAGAGAUGAUAUAUUUUACCGACAAUAACCGCUCCCCCUACUAAU
Mercenaria mercenaria is the source of this 2481-nucleotide messenger RNA. Its product is annotated as SUMO-interacting motif-containing protein 1-like. The transcript has 3 exons. The record is from RefSeq and is a predicted model, not a curated record. Bases 1 to 819 code for a protein of 272 amino acids. NCBI's taxonomy places the organism in Eukaryota, Metazoa, Mollusca, Bivalvia, Venerida, Veneridae.